AUGGUCCUGGCUGGCCGGCCGGGCUUGGAUGGCAAAGCUGAUGCGGGAGCCGAACGGGGUCUUGCCAGACAGUUGGCUGAGAAGGUGGUGAUGUGGAUCGAUGAACACCGGUCGGAUUCUUUCCGCAGCGCAUCUAUUUGCGGAACAGCGGAUCUUACUAAAACAGCCAUACCGCUAAUAAUUACCGCCUAG
Molecule: messenger RNA, 192 nt
Organism: Beauveria bassiana ARSEF 2860
Lineage: Eukaryota; Fungi; Ascomycota; Sordariomycetes; Hypocreales; Cordycipitaceae
Exons: 2
Coding region: 1-192 (63 amino acids)
Source: RefSeq, a predicted model, not a curated record